Molecule: messenger RNA, 6657 nt
Organism: Harmonia axyridis
Lineage: Eukaryota; Metazoa; Arthropoda; Insecta; Coleoptera; Coccinellidae
Gene: RhoGEF3
Exons: 16
Coding region: 52-5763 (1903 amino acids)
Biological process (GO): intracellular signal transduction
Cellular component (GO): cytoplasm
Molecular function (GO): protein binding; guanyl-nucleotide exchange factor activity
Source: RefSeq, a predicted model, not a curated record
UGAAGUCAGAACUGGAAGGCCAAUCCAUACAGAUGGGUCAACGAAUGUAAUAUGUACAGGGAAGGAAUGCGACUCAGAGAUCGUCCCAUCAUGCUUGACAAUACAGGUCCCCACCGUCCCUUCAACGUCAAAAGGAAAUCUACCCUUCCCAAACAACCCUCUAGGACAGGAUCAACCAAACUCACGAUGCAGGACUUCGUGAGGAUGGAUCCUGGUUACACUCCAAACAUAGAGCAUCUUGUGUUUCCCACUCGAAAACGGAACCCUCAGCAAGUAGCACCCAUCAACCCACCUGUCCAGAAGACAAGGUCUAGGCUGGCUGAGAUGUUCGCCCUUAGCCGCCACCUUCAACAGAGGUCAGCAGACAGAGAGUCGAAAAAUAGAGUUCCUGUGAUCAACAGGAGUGUCGAUAGUGCCUUGGAAGGUCGCCCCGUCGGUGGCGCUUCCUCGGUGCCGGGGCCGCCCCAGCGGUCCGGUACCAUCACCGGCGACCCACGGAGGUGGCUGCAGCAGCACCAGCAGUCCGAAGAACCGGUCCGCCAGAGGAUCAGUCCGAUCGCGGAUGCCGACAUGACGGCUGGAAGGGCCCCUAACGUGUCAGUCCUCCAUCUCCGCAACUCCACCGAUAGCUGGGAGAACAACGCCAAACUACCCACCGCCAACUCCAGAAUCUACCCCAGCAGCAGAAAACCAGCAGGAGUACACUGCUUGACGAAACACCAGUCGCUAGGAGGAAUAGAAUCGAAGUUCAGGUGGACCGGUAAAUCAAUCGAAACCAGCGACAUGAAUAGCUCAGAAGCCUUCCUUGACAAUCAAUACAACAGGGAAUUGUCACCAGUGCGUUGGUGCAAUAGGGAAGUCGAUGGAGUCUAUUUGGGAAGAUCUGGAUGGGUGCAAGUUCAACAUAAAUCCCUGGACGACAGGAAGAUCAGCAAUUUCAGGACGACAGCUAAGGUCACGCAGGCACAAGACUCGAAAAGGGUUGCUCUGAAACUGUCUCAGUACCACUACAAAAGCGAACCAGGAAGAUGUCCCAGUUCUCCUACAAAACUCUUGCAACAACCGCAAAAACCUCUGUACCUGUCCAUAAAGGAACCUGUGAAGUUUGAUGAAAUCAAGAAGAAAUCCCCACAAAAUAACACAGAUUCCUUUUCGCCACCACCACACACUCCAAUCAUAUCCCCACCACCAGCAUUCCAGGAUAAAGCCACCACGAAGACGUCGCCCAAACGUACUUUCUUCGGUAAGAGUCAUUUUCUACCACGUUCAAACGCCAUAGACAGAGAUGUGAGCCCUCCAGUUUCACCGUCAAAAGAAGUAUUCAAAACUUGCGCGCCCAUGGCCACCAUUAUACCAAAACCUAGAGUGUCACCCAAGACAUCUCCUUCAAACGAAAAACAACAGAAUAAGAAGCCAGAGAAGAAGAACAUCCUUCAAGCUAAAUCACUGGAGGAAACGUCAGCGACCAGAAGAUCCAAAUUUUUUCAAAAACAUGCCGAGUCUUCUUCUUCAUCUUCAGCAUCUUCGAUGGGUUUCAGAAGCUUGGACAGCUGCGUAUCCAGACCGACUAUGCCUCGUCUUUCAGAGAUUACAGAUUCAUCUUUGGAUGUAUACGAAGAUGCGGAUGAUGAAGAUAACAACAGUUCUUCUAUCAACAUGAGCAUCACGGGAAUAGACCAAAAAGCUUCUUUCGAAGUACUCAGGAACAGAGAGAAAAUGCUGGCGAACAUACAGAACUCCAAGCAGAAUCAAUACAGAAAUCCUCUAAGAAGAUCACCAGCUGGUUCAGAAUGUAACAAACAACUGAAUUGCAGUUCGUCUUCAACGGAAAGCAUCGACUUACCUACACGAAACUCUAACGCAGCUACUCCACAGAAUAGAAGGAGCCCAUUGAAUCGGUACAUCCAAAGCAGGUCACCUCAAGAAGAAAUAGCGCAGAAAGUAAGACGCUCAAAAAGUUUGCAAUUACCUGAGAGAAAACCUGGAAGCACUAUAGAUCGAGGGGGUAGGAGGGUUUCACCACAACCACCUCCUGGUAGGAACAACGAUAGGAAUAGAAUUUACAACAAUAUUACACCACUCAAACCACAGUCUUUCGAAGGUAUGAUAAGCGAAGAUGUACGAAGAGAAGCUGAAGUUGUAACGGAGUAUAUCUACGGUAAUAGAAGCAGAGCGGCUGCUCAAGCCUUGAUGAUGCACAGACUUAACAACGGUGUAUCUGCUGAAGAAGCUGUAGAAGCUAGAAGGCCUACUGCUGAGGGUAUCACCGUCUAUUACAUUGGAAAACAAAGGAAUGACAAUUCUAGAGGGUUCCAGAGGGAUAAGACACUACCAUCGGCAACAAACCACACAAGGAUAAGCCCACAAAGCCGACAAGAAUCUAGUUCGUACGGCGCCAACAUCUGUGACUACUGGACACAUUGUGGUAAUCGCGAUUCUUCCCUUACCAGAGAUUCGCAGUUUGUUAUGAGAUCUUCUCAGAGUUACCCGAUACAGCAUCACGUUUCCUUGGAUUCCGCGAAUGUUAGGAUGGAUAGGGUGAUACCUGACAACCUCAAGAGAAGAUCGGGUGGUGUUAUAACCGAAAGGAGGGUGUUACCUCCUCAGUUCAGUGUUAGGAAUACGCUGACUCCUACGGACUUCCUCAGAAACGGUAGGAGCGACCAAGAAGUGACUGAUAUAAUGGAUAGGUUGAGUCCUAGCGGUAGGACCACCAACGAAAGUCAAGAAAGGAAGAGUUCACCGUCCAACUCGAGGAACCAAUCGAACAGAUCCCUGGAUAACGCCAGCAACUCCUCUUCCAGCGACGAUAUAUGGUUAGCUUCUGAUCGUACUGUCACCAAAUGUCCGAGAAAUGCGAAAAGUUCAGGUGCCUCGACUCCUCUGGAAGACCUGCCGCCGGAGAAGGAGCACCACGUCCGGGAAAUGAUACUGACGAGGCCUGGAAGCGCUCCGUCGCAGGAUAGACAGGAGAGCUUCCUGGAAUCGCAGCAGAGGUCAAUGUCCCUGCCUAAAUCUUUCCAGUCUACGGGUUAUCAGCAGAGCGAGGAGUUCCCCAGUUCCAAUCCUGGUGCUGACAGUCUGGGAUCUUCCCCGAACUCCCGAAGGAAGCUGCUUCCUGUCGAAGUGUCGCACACAGCUCCAGUAACGCCCUUACAUGAGGGAAAUCUCAGACGAUCUCCUCUCAGAGGAUCAGGAGAUAGAUGUGCUAAGGCGUCUUCAACUCCGGAACUACUAGAAUCAACCGAAACAGACAGCAGAGACUGGGAUAAGCAAGACUCGAAAGACGGCGAGAUUGUAAGCAGUAGAUCAGGGAGUAAGGAUCUAGGAAGGAGAAAUAUUCCAGCUUCUUCGACAGAAAGCGUCUUACAGAAGUUCAAGAAAUCAAUUUCACUCCGAUUCCAAAAGAAGAGCAGCAAGGACAGCUUCGAACAAGGGCUCUCCAUUGCUCCUUCGAUAUCGAAAGAACCAUCAGAAGACGACAACGCCACCCAAUCGUCCUCUGUACAAAUUGAAGAGAAGGAGGAGGUUCCAGAACAUAAACCAAGAUUUGGCUCCCUGAUAUGGCGAUCUAGCAAGGAAAGGAAACGGAUGAAUAAAGCUGCCAGAAAUGCCAAAUGUAACAGCGGGGACAGUGGCAUUCAGAUCGAGAUGGUGCCGGGCUGCGGGGGCAUUGGCGGAGACAGUUCCGAGUCUCAUGACACCGACGUUCCCGCCGACGACUUUGACAGUCCUCCUGUGGUGAGGAGGAGACCAGCACAUGGGAGGAUGCAUAGGCCCAAUUCGGAGCUAUUCAAUCAGGUGCUCAUAGAUAAGUUCAAGGCUGACCUUAAGCAGAGAGCCCACAAGCACCAACGCGUGAGGAGGUCGAGGUCCGACUUGGGUGGACACAGGAUACUGCACUGGGAUUCCAAGGGAUCGCACAUGCGCAACAUGUCUCCGCUCAGGAACAGACCGAAGAGCCCGCAGAGGAAGCCGCCGGACGCACCUGAGAUGAGACCGCCAGGGGCAAACAGAAGGAGGGGGCACCUGAGGAGGUCCCUGAGUCAGCCCCUGGACAUCAACAAGUUGUCGCCUUUGAUGAGGACGAAGACUGCAGGUUUGCGGCUCGGAGGUCAGGUCCUCAGCGAGGACGAGCACGACGGUAGACUAGGCGGAUCCGACGACGAAAUGAUGUCCGACUCCGAAUCCUCAGUGGCGUCCCUGAACGACCGCAAGAAGUCGCUGGAGAUGAACAUGGACGAGGAGAUGAUAGUCCUGGCCGAGGCGGUCUUCGACCAUGUGGCCAUCGAGGCGGAAGAGCUCGCCUUCAGGGCGGGCGACGUGAUCGAGGUCCUGGAGACGACCAACAAGGACUGGUGGUGGGGCUCGACCAACGGCAAAACAGGCUGGUUUCCCGCCGAGUUCGUCCGUCUGAGGGUGAGCCAGGAGGACACGGUCGAGGACUGCCUGGCGGCCAUGGCCUCUGGCCAAUCGGUAACCUCGCAUCUCCGUCGAAGAACCAGCAUAUCCCUGCUGUCCAACGACCAAGUGCGGACUAGUGUGGUGCGCGAGUUGGUGCAAACUGAGAGAGACUUCGUCAAAGCCCUUGAAGACGUCGCCGAAGGCUACAUCGCGGAGUGCAGGAAGCGAGUGGACAUGUUCACCGAGGAACAGAUCGGCACGAUUUUCAUUAACCUCGAAGACAUCUUGCGGUUUCAAUCGGCCUUUCUCAAGGACCUCGAAUCGUGCGUUAACUGGGAUGCGCCACAUAAGAGUCGUGUCGGUGACUGUUUCCUAAGGUACAAGAGUGGGUUCGAGAUAUACUCUGACUACUGCAACAGCCAUCCGAUGGCUACGGUGUUGCUCCAGGAACUGUAUCAGUUCAAUAAUUAUUGUAAAUUUUUCGAGGCCUGUAGGCUGAUGAGAGGACUCAUUGAAAUUCCCCUAGACGGUUAUUUAUUGACGCCGGUGCAAAGAAUUUGUAAAUAUCCAUUACAGUUGGCCGAGUUACUGAAGUACACGAGGGCCGAUCACGAGGAUCAUGACAAUAUCAAGGAAGCCUUGGAAGCCAUGAGGGGCGUUGCCGUGCUCAUCAACGAGAGGAAGAGGAGGAUGGAGAGUUUGGAGAAGUUGUGCACGUGGCAACAGAGGGUGGAUGAUUGGGAGGGUGAAGAUUUGAUAGAGAUUAGCUCACAACUGCUCUAUCAAGGAGAUGUUAUCAGGGUUAAAUCAGCCAUGUGGACCAGCAGUAUCACUCUCUUCCUCUUCGACCAUCAAAUUAUUUAUUGUAAGAAGGAUAUUCUUAAACGAAAUACUUAUAUCUAUAAAGGAAGGAUAGAUUUAGACACGACUGAAGUUAUCGAUAUUCCAGAUGGCAAAGAUAUUCACAUUGGGGUAACAGUAAGACACGCCAUUAAAUUGUAUAGUGUUAUUCGUGAUAAAUGGUUGUUGUUCUGUUGUCGAUCCUCAAGUGAUAAAGAAAAGUGGCUCAAGGCUUUCAAUGACGAAAGAAGAUUAGUUGCUCAGGACAAAAGUGAAGGUCUGGAAUUCACUUCCACUGCCAAGCAACUUGCCAGGUUAUCUGCCAAAUGCAAGAGGAGAAGGCCCCCACACAAACCUAGAGCAAGCAAAAAUUUCAAACAUGACUCAGCAUACAUGGGAUCAAUGCUACAGUUGAAUACUGGGACCCAGAGUUCCCAUUCCUUAGGCAGAAAAAUGGGUAAUUGGUUUACCUUCGGAGGCAAUAAAAAAAGUCGUCAUCAAACAUUUGAGACUUCUUGAGAUAAAGAUACUUUACUGUAAUCAAACAUGUUCAUAUCAAGUCUUAGUCAAUAAUAAAUUAAUGUUUACGAAAGGAUCAUGGAAGUGCCAAAAAGCGACUUGUGUCAAUGUGUUAGACUGCAGUAAUAUUUUGUUAUGAUGUUGUUGUUGAAAUAAUUUAAUAAUUAUAUUGUACAGUGAUUGAUAAGAUUGUGAAAGAACUGAGUAAGGUACACUAAAUCUAGUGGGUAAUGCUUCGAUGGCGAGUCAAGUUUCGAGUAUUUGUUGAAUCUCUUUUCAUCGCAAGGAUGCAACAAUAUAUUUUUGUACCACAAGGCACAAAAAUAUAUUGUUCUCAUCGUGAUCGGUUUGACUUUCUGUCAAACGACCUCACAAUUGUCAAAGUUACUAAUGUAGCUCUAAUCUAGUCAGUUUUGUUUUUAUAAGAUUUUAAUUUUGUAUAUUGUGGAAUCCACGUUGGAUGACCUUAGAUGUUAUGUUUUUCCAGAUGAAUGCUUGAUCUGUUCUUUUCGAGUAGAAGUACAUUAACUACUAGCCUUAGUGACUGUACUAGUAUUAGAAAACGGCUAUUGCCAAAUAGACCCUGCUGUUGUUGAUGAUUAGGCCUACUGUACAUAUCGUUGGCCCUUUAAUUAACUUGUUGCUCUUCCUUAGGUUGUAUCUCAUCUAUCAACGACUGAACUUUCUACAUAUUUUACUCCAUGUCUAUGCACAAAAAUCCUGCAUUUGAACUGUGAAUGCACAGGGUAACAUUUUUCUAUCUCCUUGUAAAACGGUUCUGACCGCCAAUCGAUUAAAUUUAUCUGUUAAGGACCAAAAAAUGUGAAAUCAUUUUUAGAAAUGUAAUAUAUACACCUGCUGUUCUUUUUAUUUUAAUAAACAGAUUAUAAGUUG